ACGAAAGCCCAACAGAUCCAUCGACCGAGGAGAAGGCGAGAGCGAGCCGAGCCGAGAGCGCAACAAAAGGAAAGCAGGGAAACCUCGCCGUCCUCUCUCUCCAUCCAUGCCCUAGCACGCGCCGCGCAGCCUACGAGCGGGAGCCACACCUCGAGGUCUUCAUCUGUUGCACUCAUGAUUUAGCACCAGCUGAAGUGACCUCUGAGACUGCGCGGUGACGUAGCCUGUUGCUAGGAUAAAAAUCUCAGUAGUUAAGCAUGGCGGAUUCUAUGGUGUCAAGUUUCUGGGGGCCUGUUACUUCAACAACUGAGCUCUGCGAGGAAAAUUAUGCACACUCGUCAUAUAUUGCAGAAUUCUACAAUACUGUUUCUAAUGUUCCAUGUGUUCUUCUGGCACUUGUUGGACUUGUGAAUGCUCUUCGCCAAGGUUUUGAGAAACGAUUCAGUGUCCUGCACAUAUCCAAUAUGAUACUUGCUAUCGGCAGUAUGAUCUUCCAUGCCACCUUACAGCACGUUUUACAGCAGAGCGAUGAGACUCCAAUGGUGUGGGAGAUUCUCCUAUAUCUUUAUGUACUUUAUUCACCAGACUGGCAUUACCGGAGCACUAUGCCUACUUUCCUUUUCCUAUACGGUGCUGCUUUUGCAGUAGUCCAUUUCCUGGUGCGAUUCCAAGUGGUAUUCAAGUUGCAUUACGUUGGCCUCUGUCUCCUAUGCAUCCCACGGAUGUACAAGUACUACAUACAAACUAAAGACAUGGCUGCCAAGCGUCUAGCAAAGCUGUGGGUUCUUACGUUGAGCUUGGCGACUCUUUGCUGGCUAUUUGAUCGAAUGUUCUGUAAGAAGCUUUCACAUUGGUACGUCAACCCACAAGGGCACGCAUGGUGGCAUAUUCUCAUGGGAUUUAACUCAUACUUUGCAAACACAUUCUUAAUGUUUUGCCGAGCUCAACAGCGUGGGUGGGAGCCCAAAAUUACCCACCUUUUCGGGUUCUUGCCUUAUGUCAAGAUUCAGAAACCCCAAAAGAGGGAAUGAGUUCUCUAUUUGUCAGUGCUGUUCUCCAGGACCUUAAAGCCAACGCCCUCAUGUGCUUAGACAAGAAGCAGAGGCAUUUUUUUUGUAUAUGGGCUUCCAAGUGAUUACGGACUACAGUGUUAUGAUGCCUCACUAGAUUUUGUUAACUUUUAACUAACGCCUGUUUUGUACCAUACUUAAUUGUUGCUCAGAGAUUAGUUGGAGUGUUGUCUCAUAGUUUUGGUCAUUAUUUUUUGUUUCUCUACAUUUGAUUUUCCGUUCUAAUAGGACUGAAUUUUAUUUGUUUUUUGUUUGUCUUGAAUGUUGUCGAACAGUUUUAGUCAAGUUACUGCUUCAUAUGGCCAUAGAUUGAUCUUCUGAUGGUUCAAUUAA
Oryza sativa Japonica Group (Japanese rice) is the source of this 1403-nucleotide messenger RNA. RefSeq names its product alkaline ceramidase. NCBI's taxonomy places the organism in Eukaryota, Viridiplantae, Streptophyta, Magnoliopsida, Poales, Poaceae. The record is from RefSeq and is a predicted model, not a curated record. Gene Ontology annotation, cellular component: membrane. Gene Ontology annotation, biological process: autophagy; response to salt stress; ceramide metabolic process. Gene Ontology annotation, molecular function: hydrolase activity, acting on carbon-nitrogen (but not peptide) bonds, in linear amides.